AUGGCACACGUUUCCUCAGAAAUUCAAGAUGAUUCUCCUAAAAAUGGAUUGACUGGUUCCACAGCCUCCAUUAGCGCUCCUUUGUGUGAGCGCACAUUUACUGGAAAUGUGGACCUGAGGUCUAUGAUUGAAGAAAAUGCUUUUCAGGGCUUUUCAGGAGGAUCCUUGAGUAAAAGACCAUGUUACACACUCUGUGUCUCUGAAGCAGAUGAAGAUAAUGAUUUUCUUUCUCUGACCUUUCUCAGAAAACUUUGGAAAAUAGUUAAAAGUGACCAAUUCAAGUCAAUUUUCGCCCAUUCUCUCAGUUGUCUUUUGUUUCAGGGAUAG
Messenger RNA from Odobenus rosmarus divergens (Pacific walrus), 327 nucleotides. Its product is annotated as heat shock transcription factor, Y-linked-like. The record is from RefSeq and is a predicted model, not a curated record. The coding region runs from base 1 to 327 and encodes 108 amino acids. NCBI's taxonomy places the organism in Eukaryota, Metazoa, Chordata, Mammalia, Carnivora, Odobenidae. The transcript is spliced from 2 exons.